Molecule: messenger RNA, 387 nt
Organism: Darwinula stevensoni
Lineage: Eukaryota; Metazoa; Arthropoda; Ostracoda; Podocopida; Darwinulidae
Source: the annotation of a GenBank genome assembly
AAGCAAAACCAAAGUCGUAUUAAUAUCAUCAAUCACAACAAUGAAGGGUCUCCUGAAGGCCUUGGGAAACCAGAAGAAUGGAUCUUGUCCAAUUGCCGGGAACUGAGGAGCAGUGAUCUCUCCAGUCAUACCAAGUUGGGGUCCUUGGUGAAAAUGGACUUGAAUACCGAGAAUAUCUCUUCACCAACCAGCAACCAACAACUUUCCUUGGAGAAGACCAUCGAAGAAGAUGAGGAAACCGGAACAGACAACAGACUUACCAUAAGAGACUCGACCAUGGAGGAAUUCACCGAGGAGAUGGACGACGCCAUGAUCGCAUUACAUGAGUGACGCCGCAUCGCAUUAGGACAUCAUUUGCAGAAGGCCUCCUUUCACUAGAAAAACGAG